Molecule: messenger RNA, 201 nt
Organism: Penicillium crustosum
Lineage: Eukaryota; Fungi; Ascomycota; Eurotiomycetes; Eurotiales; Aspergillaceae
Exons: 2
Coding region: 1-201 (66 amino acids)
Source: RefSeq, a predicted model, not a curated record
AUGACAACCUUAGAAGUAAAUGAAAUAACUCAACAAGCUCAAAAAUAUCCAAGUCGCGAGUAUGAUUCUCCGUUUGGGUUCACAUCUCAAAUUCGGAGAGGCCGCGUGUUCGAAUCGCGCUUCGGGCCCUCAUUCUUUUUUGUCUUUUUGCUUUCUUUUUUUUUACUUCGGAAUAAAAUCUUCAUAAAUACGGUUAACUAA